AUGCGAUUUCAACAACUAUGGGCCGGCGUUGCCUUUGCGAGUGCGACCGCCGCGCAGUUCAUCUUCCCCGACUCGUCGAGCAGUGUGACAGUCAACAAGGCGAUUCAGAUCCAGUGGAACAAGUCUGGCCUACAAGCACCUAUAUCCAUUAACCUCGUCCCAGCCGGAACGACGAUUCGACAAGACAUUGUCCUAAAGCAGGUUGCAGGUAACGUUGCUCCGUCGCUUUUCUCUCCUCUCCAUCGAGCUAGUCCGCUGACGUUUUCUUCUUUUCCAGUCAACAUUGGAAACGUCGGAAUCUUGCAAUGGACCGCCGACGAGACCAUCUCCGCCUUCCCCAAGUUCGCCAUGGUCAUCACCGACGCCAGCUCGCAGGUCAUCGUCUCGCAGCCGUUCCCGAUCGGGUCGCUGACGAGGCAACCGACGCAGCAGAUUGACUUGGGUGACGGGAACGCCGGCAAGAAGAGCGGCGGCAACAAGCAGAGCGGAAACGACGCGCAAAAGCAAAACAACGGCGGCGAUAACAAGAACAAUAAAGAUGAUAGCAAGAACGCCAACAAGGACGCCAACAAGGAUGCCAGCAAGGGCAACAAGAGCCAGGACAGCAAGGGCAAGGAUCAAACAGACAAGGCGGCGGACAAGGGCCAGAGCAAAGACGAUGCCAAGAACACCACCACCUUACUUCCUCUCCCCGGACUGCCGACCGACAAUGCCGCGCCGGUGUCCUUGAAGCCCCUCCCUAAUGCGGCUGUUGCCGCCUCGCCGCCGACGGCCAGCCCUACAAGUCCCAGUUCUGCCGCCCCGGCCGAGGGACAAAAGGCAACCGAGACCCCGAAUGCUCCCGCGGCUCCCGCGGCUCCCGCACCUGCAGCCCCCGCAGCUCCGGAGGCGGCACCGGCAGCACCGCCCGCCCCAGAGGCUACACCGCCCGCCCCAGCCCCUGCACCGGCAGCUCCAGAAGCGGCCCCUGCGGCCCCAGCCGCACCAAAGCCUGAGCCAGCAGCCCCGGCGGCUGCUCCCACAUCGACUUCCUCCAUCUCCGAGGUCGCCAAGGAAUCAGCAACGGCAGCACCCGCAGCCGCCGAUCCGGCGCCCCAAGGCUUCGUCACCCUGAGCCCCGCGGCGACCUCCACUUCCGGAGCCAAGGCCGCCGUCGCCGCCAGCCCUGCCGGCCUCCAGAACCAGGCCGAAGCCGUCGUCGCCGGCGGCUCGUUCCGCGAGCAAAGCGGCAACGGCGACGCCUCCUCUUCGCCCGCUACCCUGCUGCCGCUCCCGUCGUCGCGGGCGGGCGAGGAUCCGUCCACGCUGCUGCCGCUGCCCAAUGACAAGACGACCAUCACGACGGCGAUCACGCCGCGGCCGCCGAGCGAGGUGUCCAGCGAGUCGGCGGCUGCGGCGGCGUCGGAGACGGCGGCUGCGAAGCAGUCGGCGGCUGGGGGGAGCGAGCCGACGGCGCUGGCGGAGAAGAAUGCUGGAGCCGAGCAGAGACGACGUCCCAGUCUGGUACUGGGUCUGCUUGGUGUGGCAGCUGGCUGGGCCGUGCUGUAG
Messenger RNA from Cordyceps fumosorosea ARSEF 2679, 1548 nucleotides. RefSeq lists its product as hypothetical. The coding region runs from base 1 to 1548 and encodes 515 amino acids. Lineage: Eukaryota; Fungi; Ascomycota; Sordariomycetes; Hypocreales; Cordycipitaceae. The transcript has a single exon. The record is from RefSeq and is a predicted model, not a curated record.